UGCAAUAUAAUAGAAUUCACUAGCAAAACCUUCGUUCCAAAUGAAUCACAAUCUCCACUAACUUUAACAUGGUAACUUUAUUACGUUAUUUCUCUUUGUUCUGGGCAUUGUUUUUCUUGCUCCUCGGAUCCUCUAUGUCGGGUCGGAUCAGUCCGGGUUCGAGAUUGUUAGCGGGUCAGGGUCAAACAUGGGUUUCAGACAAUGGCACUUUCGCUUUCGGGUUCGCCCCGACAGAUUCAAGAAACGAGCAGUUUCAGUUGGGAAUUUGGUUUGCACAACUUCCUGGUGAUCGAACCCUUGUUUGGUCAGCUGAUAUUCAGCAAAGAUGCAAUCUUGGACUUCAACGCCGACGGCAACCUUGUCCUUACCCAUCGAGGCAGUACAGUCUGGACAUCAAAUACUUCAAGAGUCGAAACAGCCCUCCUCUCAGAAACCGGCAACUUCCUCCUCUACGGCCCAGAUCAACUCAUCGUGUGGCAGAGCUUCUCCCAUCCGUCCGAUACACUUCUACCCGGACAACCCCUGACCGUCGAUCUCGAGCUCAAAUCCACGUCAUCACCUUCACACGGAGGAUAUUACACCCUGAAAAUGCUGCAGCAGCCCACUUCACUGAGCCUCGCCCUCACCUACAAUUCCCCCCAAUCUCUCACAAACUUCUCCUAUUGGUCCGGCCCAGACAUAUCCAACAUAACAGGACACGUGUCAGCAGUCGUCGACCAGGAGGGUAGUUUCGGAAUUGUGUACGGAUCCUCCUCCGACGGAGUAGUGUACAAGAACGACAACGACAGUAAUGGACUAUCAUUCUCGCCCACAAACAGAACAAACAACACGCCGCCGUCAAUUCUCCGCCGACUCGUUCUCGAGACCAACGGGAAUCUCCGUUUGUAUCGUUGGGACAACGACGUAAACGGGUCCCGCCAGUGGGUCCCGGAGUGGGCCGCCAUUUCCAAACCAUGCGACAUCGCUGGAAUUUGCGGCAGCGGGAUAUGCAAUUUGGACAGGAGUAAGACCAAUGCAUCCUGCACCGAUAUCUUGCCACCCGGAAAUAAUAACAACAACAACAACAAUAAUAAUAAUAACUAUUCAUCAUCUCUAAAUAAAAAAAAAUGCGGCCCUCAAUUCAAGAUUACGACGGUUCAACAAACGAAUUACUACUUCUCCGAUGCGUCGGUGAUAUUAAACUACAGCGAUAUAGAGACGGUCUCAAAGUGUGGCGACGCUUGCUUGUCAGAUUGCGAGUGUGUCGCAUCGGUGUACGGGCUUGACGAAGAAAAGGCGUAUUGUUGGGUCUUAAGGAACAUGGAGUUCGGCGGGUACGAGGAUGUGGGGUCCACCUUAUUUGUUAAGGUUGUCUCGAAUGGUUCGGUGGCCGGAGGCUCUUCUAAUGGAUCUCUGAGUAGUAGUAAGGGAAAGUUUUUGGUGAUUCCAAUUGUUCUGAGCAUGAUUGUACUAAUAGCCCUGCUUUUUUGCUUGCUAUAUUUCAACGUCCGUCGAAAGAGAAUUUUACGGGAAGCAAUUGAGAAGUCGUUAAUUGUAUCCGGAGCUCCGGUUAGUUUCAGCUACCGUGAUUUACAGUAUAGGACUAGUAACUUCUCUCAAUUACUAGGAACAGGUGGAUUCGGAAGUGUGUACAAGGGAAGCCUGAGCGAUGGAACCUCAAUCGCUGUGAAAAAGCUCGACAAGGUUUUGCCACAUGGGGAAAAAGAGUUUAUUACAGAGGUCAACACUAUUGGCUCCAUGCAUCACAUGAACUUAGUCCGUCUUUGCGGGUACUGCUCCGAGGGUUCGCAGAGGCUCCUAGUGUACGAGUUCAUGAAAAACGGGUCGUUGGACAAAUGGAUAUUCGCUUCAAGCAAUACAUUCCGAGAUUCCGAAGACAGAAUACUCGAUUGGUCGACACGUUUCAACGUAGCAGUUGGUACAGCAAAAGGGAUUGCGUAUUUCCACGAGCAGUGUCGGAAUAGGGUGAUACACUGCGAUAUAAAGCCGGAGAAUAUUCUCUUGGACGAGAAUUUCUGCCCCAAGGUAUCGGAUUUUGGGCUGGCUAAACUGAUGGGCAGAGAGGCGUCGCGCGUGGUCACUAUGGUGAGAGGGACGAGGGGCUAUCUGGCACCCGAGUGGGUUAGUAACCGUCCGAUAACCGUGAAAGCUGACGUGUACAGUUAUGGGAUGCUCCUAUUGGAGAUAAUUGGUGGGAGGAGAAAUCUUGACAUGACUUGUGAUGCAGAGGAUUUCUUUUUCCCCGGAUGGGCUUUCAAGGAAAUGACAAAUGGGACAGCUACAAAAGUUGCAGACAGAAGAAUGGAAGGAUCGGUGGAAGCAGACGAGGUUGUAAGAGGUUUAAAAGUUGCGUUUUGGUGCAUACAAGAUGAGAUUGCGGUGAGGCCUACGAUGGGCGAAGUUGUGAAGAUGUUAGAAGGAUCGGUCGAUAUUAAUAUGCCUCCAAUGCCACAAGCUGUUUUGGAGUUAAUAGAAGAAGGGCUAGAUAAUGUGUACAAAGCUAUGAAGAGCGAUUUUAACCAUUCUACUUCUUUUACCACAAUUAGUCGUCAACCGUCGUCGUCUCGUGCAACUUGUAGUUAUUCCUCGAUGUCCCCGAGAUAAAAUAAACAAUGCGAAUUUUUUUUUUCGAUUUUUAAUUGUAAGAGAUGAUAUAUCAUACACAGUACCAAGACAAA
Molecule: messenger RNA, 2678 nt
Organism: Erythranthe guttata (spotted monkey flower)
Lineage: Eukaryota; Viridiplantae; Streptophyta; Magnoliopsida; Lamiales; Phrymaceae
Source: RefSeq, a predicted model, not a curated record